AUGGCUCAGGUAGUAAAAAAAGCACUUUACUCUCUGUUUGUUUAUUUCUAUGUAGUGUUGUUGAUGCAUGAGCAUUUCAUUCGUAAAGCUACUCUGCUAUUAAUAACAGGCUUAAUGCACUUGGUCAAUGGUAACUAUUGGGCUCAUGUACCCUUAACUUUUUAGUAAUGUCACUGUUAUUAAUGCAAAGACUCUGCCAGUAUGCAGUGGAUCAAUAUAUUUCAAACUGUUUGUUGUUCUCAAAUCACAUAUCAAAAAGAGCUCUCGAUCUUGGUGAAAAAUUCCAUAAUCUGCAAAAAAUAGCAAAUACUGCUGUUGUUUGGCUGUGAAACAUUCUAAUGUUGUGAUGAAUCUAAUCAAAGUAAGUGUUUAUUAAACCAAAGCUGCACAAGAUAAAUGGAAUUAUUUGCUGCAUCAUAGACCUUUUUUUACUUCAUAUCAUAACCUCCUUGAAAUUCUGUAUAAUUUCGGAUUUUUGUUCGUUAUUUACGUAUGCUUUUUCACUCGAUCAUCAGAAGUCUUGUAAAUGAGACAAUUAUGCCUUGCUUUCAGUGUUUGCCUUGUUGAUGCUUUUGUUUCUGAUGCAGGUAUGCAGGUGUGGCUAAAGGUCAGACAUACAGCUCAAACCCUAACCCUAACACCUUCAGUUGCACCUGCGCCAAUAAAUAUCCCUGUAACUUAUUACAUUACACAAUGCCCUUUAAAAACACUGACCCAUGUCAAUAAUUUAAUUGUCUGCUAAAUGCAUCUGAUCAAGUUUCUUUUUUUCCCAAUGAUACAGAGAUCAGCACACUUGUUUAGCUAUGGUUGUUCUAAUUCUUCAAGGUAAUUUUGGAUCCCUAAGUAGUGUUGUUUUAACUGUACAUGUACAUGUAAAUUAGUUCUAGUAAUACCUUUUGCAUUCGAUGAAAUUGUUCACCCAGUAGUUUAUAUUCAUUUAUGGGCCAUAAAUGUUGACAGAACGAAAUUAAUAACGAAAUGGUNUACAGAGAUCAGCACACUUGUUUAGCUAUGGUUGUUCUAAUUCUUCAAGGUAAUUUUGGAUCCCUAAGUAGUGUUGUUUUAACUGUACAUGUACAUGUAAAUUAGUUCUAGUAAUACCUUUUGCAUUCGAUGAAAUUGUUCACCCAGUAGUUUAUAUUCAUUUAUGGGCCAUAAAUGUUGACAGAACGAAAUUAAUAACGAAAUGGUCAAAUAUUAUUGAAUUGAAAGAAUUAGCAUUGCUAUGAGGCAAACCAGUGCUGGCUAUUUACAAGCAUGGCCAAGGAGUUAAGCUCAGAACUACUGAGAACAAAUCCAGCCAAUGAUGCAACUUGAGAUUAGUUUAUCUCUCAUUGCUUAUACUAAAAACGCUGUGCAUUCAAGUGGAGAAUCCAUGUUAUAGUGUUGGUGCAUGUGAUACCUUUAGAAAGAAAGGAACUCUUGCUUAAAGGAAACUUAGCCCAAACAAGCCUUAGCCUGAAAUAAAGAUUUUUUUCCCCACCAUUUUACAUUGUAGUCAACUUUAACUGAUUCCUUUUUUUACUUAACAAGGCUGUGGUUUCCUUGCGUGGAUUCCUAUUCUGAGCUUUGUACAUGGAACAUUGACAUCACUGUUGAUAAAGACAUGAUUGCUGUAAGCUGCGGGGAUCUUGUAGAGACGGUAUGUCUGUUAGUUAUUUCUGUCAAGGCAGGUCAAGCAUACCCCCCAAAAUUCUAUUAAUGAAUUGAUUAUUUGAAAAAUGAAUCCGUUAGUUGUUGAAUCUGAAAUUUACAUCUACCAACAGAUUCAACUUUUGAAUAAUAAAUUCAUUAAUGGAAUCUUGGGGGGUACGCCUGACCUGGCUUGACUGUAUGUAAAGAAUUCAGUGUCUUGACUUCUAGUUCCCAUGGAUACUGUAAGAACAUAAUACCUUUAGUUAGUAACUGCCAAUUCAUUUUGUGGGUUUAUACCCAUAUAGAUGUUGUAGAGACCUCCCUGUCAAAUCACAGAACAAAGGACUUUAAACAUCAGUAACAUGUAGACGGAUAUGUAUCAACUUUGUAAAUGAACAUUAAAAUUUGUUGACUGCAUGGUUUUACAUGUACUCGUAAUUACCCGGUAAGUUCCAUUUUGCAUGUUUUGUUGUAAAAUUACAUUAACCCAUUCGCUCCUGGAGAUUUUGCUGAAAAACGCGUGUUGAAGCUAGUCGAGUGGUUUUCUGGUCACUGUCGUGCUAUAAAGAGCUAAAACUUACCACAAAACUGGUUUACAGGUCGUACACUUGAUGGCCUUCCGACAUACACAUUUUUGGGUUUAAAAGUGACACAGCAGUCUUGACUUUUACUUUUCGCUUUCUCUCCUCCCCUCUUUUUUCGCUUUUCUUGCCUCAUUUUUUUUUCUCUUGCUGGGCAUUUAGUAGGCUUCAUUUUGGUGGGAAUAGUUUUUAGGAAAGCUUUGAGGAUCUUAGGAUUAGGUGAAAGGAAAGGUAGGUGGGCAACGGAACAAGAUUUUCACGGAGAUUUUCAGGUCAAUGUUACAUGGUUUUUUGCCUCUUUCUCCGGUGUCCUUGACUGAAUUGUGCUCAUUCUGGUAUGGUUUGAAAGAUUUCUUCACUCUGCACAAGUUAGCGGACAAAGUUGUCCUUGACCGUUAAAACUGAUGACGUCACAAAGGGUAGAAAGGACGUGGAUCCGCACGGGCGGUUCAGGGGCGAAUGGGUUAAUUUACAAAGAUUUCACGUAUGGAGUAGAGAAACUUUAAAUAUGUAUUUUGUUUGUUUCAGGUUAUCUAGAAAUUUUAAUAAAGUUCUGACUUUUUUUAAAAAAUAUGGUGGUGUAAUUUGCCUAUUGAGAGUACAAAAAUAAAACUCCACAAAAUAUUCAGACAUGGCAAAUUACAUGUGUAAAAUAAUCUUUUAAGAUUUUAGCGCACAUAUUUGCCUUGAGGUAAUCAAAACUGAUUUGGUUGUUAAUAAUGUACAUGAAAAAAUUUAUUGAAUCUGAUUGGCUGAAAGCAAUGCAGUUUUUAGUAAGCAGUGGAAAAAGGAGGAAAUAUUCCAUGCCAAACAAGGAAAUAAGAUGCAAAUAUCUCAGAGAAUUGAGUACUGUCAUUGGUUGAUAAAAAAUACAUAAGAACCAAUCAGUUGCCACAUUCCUCAUUGGUCCCUUUGAGGUUGUGUGUGAGACUGGGUUGGUUUGUGUUGAAUUGCACUUUUCGACUGUUUUGGAAAUAAAUUUAGAUCCAGUAAAAUAUUUCACGAAUACAGUAUUAAUAAAGGGUAAUUUUGUUCAAUUUCAAGCUUAUUUACCUGCAUUUGUUUGUUUUUCAAAAAGUUCAACUGUGCAAUAAUUGCAUUCACCCUUCAGGCUAAUGCAAUUUUGAUACUUUUUGAAAAGCACACUUGUGUGCAGAUAUAUUUAAAAUUGAACUGGAAGUCAUAUGAUUGCCUACACCAAUAUAAUUUUUCUAUACAGGUAUUCACUGCUGAUGAAAAAAGGAAAACUUAUCACUAUACUCUAAGCAUUCCUACAUGUGCUCCUAAUAUUGCCUUAGCUGUUGGGUGAGUAACUUCGUCACAGGGUUAUAAAAGAGGCUGAUGUGUCUCUACAUUUAUCAAAAUUCAAGCAGUUAUAGGAACUGCCAACAAAUUUUGAAACAUGAAAUAACCACUCAAACAACAAAGAAGGUAUAAAUAACAAGGCAAAUACAAAGAAGGCAAGGAUGGAUAAACUUGAAGUAGAUUAAUAAAAAAUGGAUUGCAAUUGUGGGUUUUAAAAACUAAAUAUUAGCCUAACAGGUUUUCAAAGUUCAUUUUUGUUGAUAUUAUGCUUAUGAGGCAUAUUUGUUGGACAAGAAGUUGUAAUGUUGUCAUUUACAAGUUGUUUCUUUGCUAACAUUGAGUUCCGUACCGCAUAUGAACAGGUAAAUAAAAAUAUUGACAAUGUUGAGCUGUAAAACGUCCCCUUAAUAAUUAAAUACUGGCAAGUUUUUCAUUGUCAGUACUCAUACAAAGUUUGGGUAGAAUUGAAGGUUUAAAUUAAAUUAUAACCACAGAACAGGCAAGAAAAUUUGAUUCAAAGUCUAUGUGUAUUUUGAUUUGAGGAUCAAAACUAAAAUAGAAAUGUAAUGUUUGUAAAAAUUGCCUUUAGAAUGAUAAUUACACUGUACAUGUAUGUCAACUGCAAUUGUUUCCAUCUUAGAAGAACAUACUGCUGAAAGCCAAUGCCAACCUAACAAUCUUGCCUUCUUGUUAAGUUCAUUACUUGCAAUUUACUAUGUAAUAAUUGUAAUGUGUAAUGUGGUUGACAUUUAUUCCUCUUACACAGACCAUUUGAGAUUCACGUAGACCCUGUGAUGCCAGAAGUAACGCACUUCUGUCUGCCUGGACUUCUUCCAGUUCUAAAGAAUACUACUGCAUUUCUUCAUGAGGCAUUUGAGUUUUACGAAGAGUACCUCAGCUGCCGCUAUCCAUAUACCUACUACAAGCAAGUAUUUGUUGACCAAGCUUAUGAUGUCCUGUCACCAUAUGCAUCCAUGACAAUUUUUAAGUAAGUCUGAAGUUAGUGCAGAGGUUAUGUUUCUUUUUUCUUUUUCUUUUGCUUUUUAUUUUUUAGUUGUGAAUUGUCUACUUGCAUAUGAUGCUCUACAAUGAAUUUUUCCUGUUUGAUCUUUGCAGUUCAAUGUUCACCAUUUUAACUUACUGUCUCUAUAUGUGGUUUUUUUGAUGAGUGCAUGGUUGUAAUUUUUAUUUUAUUCCAGUACAAGCCUACUUCACUCUUCAAGGAUCAUUGACCAGGGAUUUGAGACCAGGAAAUAUUUAUCCCAAGCAUUAGCAGAGCAGUUUUUUGGAUGUUACCUCUGUCUACAGACAUGGUAUCUUGUUACUUACAGAUAAUGUAGUGAUUGAAUGCUAAAGUUUUGUUCUUUAUUCGUUUUGCCAGGUGUGGAUUAAAUAAUUGCUUGUCUGACGUACAUGUAAUCAUGUAUAAGGGCCAUUAGUAGGCAGGCAAAUUAAACAGCUAGAAUGUUCUUUUGGUUGUAUUUUCCUUUGGUUUCCUUUGAGGCUAUAAGUGGGGGUCAUACUCAUACUUGGUGUAGGGAAAUUCCUGGCCCAUUGUCCUUAGUGGCAGCCUGUAAUUGGUUAGCUAGGGUUAAAAAACUCCAUUCUGCAGUGCUGAAAGUGGUGGGUUAGGUUACAAGACAAUUGGCAAGGUCUUUCAAAACUUCUUAGUACUAUAUCAGCUCUCUUUGACAGCAGGCAAUGGCAACAGAUUUUCUUGUGUAGUGGAAUAGCUCAUUGUUGUGGUGUUUCUGUGAAGUGAUCUGUUAUUAGGACUGUCAAUAUUACUUUUGUAAACAGGUCAGAUUACUGGUUAGCAAGAGGAAUAUCAGGAUACAUGUUUGGUUUAUUCAUGAAAAAGAUGCUCGGUAACAAUGAGUACAGGAACUGGAUGAUAGAGGUCAGUACUCAUUAAGAUGAAGCUCACUGUGACUUUAGUGACAAAAACACUUUUUAUGCAAGAACAUGUGACAGUCCACUUCAGCAGUUUAUGAACAUUGUACGGACUUUGAGAAUCAAAUCAGAGGGCCGUAAGUACAAACGUUGGGUUAAGGGGCUGCUGCUAAGCAAGAAACUACAGUCGAAACUUUCUAAUACGGACACCGAAGGGACAGAGCAAAGUGUCCGUAUUAGAGAGGUGUCCGUUGUAUAGAGGUCAUGAAUAUUACGUCACUUUAAAGGCUCCAUUGAUGGUAUUAAGUGUUCUUUAAGUCAAAAUUGGGCCAAAAAAGGCUUUGAGGUGCAUUUGAAUUGUUUAAUGGACAGUGCAAAUCAUUACAAUACAAGCGAAAGAGGGUUUGGGACUUAUAAAAUAUUUUCUUGCAAGGCCAGGGACCAAUGGAGUUGUCAACGUAUGUGGGAAGGCAGUCAAUCGGGGCGGAGGAUUAGGCAUGGAGAUCCCAUGUGAAUAUAUUUUCACUGGACCGCACAAACUCAUUGAGCGUUUGGAGAAGUGCUUGGAUCUUACAGAAAACCCAGCUGUCCGUAAAGAUAGUCUUUCAAGUGAAAAUGUCGAAAAGAAAAGAGGUAGAAAAAGGAAAGCAACAACUGGAGAGUCUUCAAAGAAUAAGAAAUCUUGAUGAUAACUGGCAAUGACAUGUCGAUAGUAUAAUUUUUACCGAUUGAAAACAUGAUACUGUUAUCGUAUGAACAAUGAGACAAUUGAUUACACUCUGAUAUGUAACGACAAACAGGAAAUCGUGUUGAAUAAGAACUGUCAUCAUUGGAGUGUCCGUAAUAAAGAGGUUCAGUUUGUAUGAAUUUUCUCUCUGGGGCCGAGAUUUCGUGUCCGUUGUCCGUAUUAUAGAGGUUAUUUUUACAAAGAAUGUAUGAGCAUUUUCCCGGGAUCAAGUGAACUGUCCGUAUUAGAGAGGUGUCCGUAAGGAGAGGUUCGACUGUACUGCAGUGUACGCCCAACAUUCAACAUUGAACAGGAAUGGAGGCCUUUAUUUACGAUCUGUAUAUGGUGCUUUGGAAUGGUUACGUGACAGACGGUCACCCGAGACCUUUAAAUGACUAAGACAGACACUGUAAUAGGGAACUUAAGCAAAGAUGUUUUUGAGCAACACACGUGAGCUUGAAGUGGACUGUUUUCAUGCUUGCGCAUAGUUGUUUAAACCAAAUUUUUUUGGUAAGUCGAAAAGAUACUUAGCAAAACAAAUUUGGUAGCACCAAGGAAAAAGGGAAAAGCUUUACUUUGGGUCAACAUGCAUCGCUCAAACUCGUCUUUGCCUAAGCUUUUUCUGUUUUCUUCUUCAAAAAUUUGGUUUAUCAACUACAAUAGCCUGUGUCACAAACGAAACUAAACCUCUGAAUAAGUCCGUCUAUGAGCCAGCGCCCAAAUCCUUGUUCUGGGCUCCACCUUUGUACCAGGAUUUGAGUACGUGUUAUGAUUGGCUUGUUAAAAACCCAUUGUCGAUUUGCGGUUUCAGUAAAAUUCUUUUAUGAAACAAUUAUGCAUUACAUAUUGCUCAUGAAAAAUGAAUUCUGUUAGUGAUUACCCCUAGUGGUAGUCACAAGUCCAAAAAUUUGGUUUAGGUAAUAACUUCGUUAAUUGUAUAGCUCAAUACGCGAGCGGGAAAGAGAAUCCUGUGCUCUCAUUGGCUACCCGAGUGGGCAAGAUAGACCCAUCAAAUUUUCGCUCGUUGGUCCCGCGAGAGAACGUAUUCCUUUUAGCAAUACAACAAAUCCCUUAUUGACCAUGUUUGUUCGGUCAAGAAGGCUGGAUUUUGAACUCGUUCUCUUUUGCGUUUUUAUUGACCUCGAAUAAAGAGGAGAAGUGUGACGUCUCGUUACCAUGGUAGCAAAAAUUUCUGGAUCACAAUAAUGGGGAGCUUAAGCAACAACGACGGCGAGGGCAACGAGAACGGCGAAAAAGGUAUCGGUUUAUAUUAGCAAGACAACAACUGUGUAGGUGCAUCACACUUUUUUGUACAUUUCUUGGCCGUCGUUAGAAGUCUGCGACAUGAAACUUCCUAAUUCACGCGCCCGCUUUAUGGAGUUGGUGAACACAGCACAAGAAUUUUCUUUUUCUUUUCCUUAACUUAGAUACGAUCCAUUCGGAUUCAACUUCAACAAUUUCGCCAAGAUUUUACAAAUUAAAUGAAAUUGAAUAAGAUCGGUGACGUUUGAAACAGUGCGAAUUCUCUUUUUACGUGACGUUUUCGCUUUGUUUUCAUCCAGAAAUUUUGCUACCAUGACAACUUGACGGAACGACUUCUCCUCUCUAUCUGUAUUGGUUCAUCAAUAACUCAAUUUUGCCAUCUUUAGGAGUCCAAACAAGUUUGCCAGUAUGAAAUGCAAGGUCCCGGCAUCCCACCGCUCUACAACUCUGGCUUGUUGUCCAUGGCAACUGGCUCCUCUUCAAGCCAGGCACCAGAGUCUCCGUCUCAAGCGAGCCCUAAUUUGCAUCCUCAUUUGACCUCAGGAAGGAACCUAGAGAUAGUGUGGAGUAAAUCACACCUUGUUAUGCGAAUGAUUGAAAUGCGCAUUGGACAGGAACCUUUACUACAGGUAUGUGAGGUUUCUUGGCCGAAUUUUAGGGGAUUAGGAAAUCAUGAUAUGAAAAAAUUACUGUAAACAGUUGGUAAAUUCACAGCCACUUGUCCUUCGUUGAGAGUGUUGUACUUGCCAAGGACUAUCUUAAGGCUACUAGCGAGCUUAAUUAAGCAACUGCACCAGCGACGGCAGCGAAAACGUCACAGAAAAACAGUGAAUUCAUCCUGCUUCAAACUUCUUCACUCUUAUUCCAUCUCGUUGAAUAUGUCACAUGUUAGCGAAUUUUUCUGGAGUUGAAUUCUAAAAGACUAUCUAAGUUCAGAAAAAAGAAAAACCAAAUCUUUUUCUCGUGUUCACGUCAUUUUAAAAUCGUGAGAUUAGGUAGUUUAACCUCGCCAUUAUCGUUUUUUAAAUUCCCUUGCAGGUAUUUAAUAAGCUGUUGUCACUUGCAAACAGUGCAGCACAGCCUAAAGCAGACUUCAGUCUCUGGACCAACUUACUUCUCUCGACAAGUGGGGUAAGACAUUGCGUUUUUGAAGUAUUACUGUUAGCUUUUUAAAGGUCAUUUCUUAAAUUUUCAUUGUGUUGUCUACUUGAUAUGCUAUUUUGUUUUGGUAACAGUUUUUGAAGUCCAUUUCCACGGUUUCCGGCAAGGAUAUCAAUGUGUUUGUUGAUCAGUGGAUGUAUCCUUUUACGUAGAGUAGCGAAGAGUGAUUAUGAUAAUACACCGACUUAGUUUGGCUACAUGUAGAAGGUUCCCAAUGUGACUACUGAUGACAACAAUUUUUAUGUAACAUUCAGUAACAGGUUUAGUAAUGCCGUCGAUGAAAGAACAACAGUUCGCGUCAGCGAAAACGUCGCUGAAAAAGUGAAUUCGCGUUCUUUCAAUCUUCAUCGCGAUUACCCCAAGUCACUAACUUUUUCAAAUGUAUAGGUGAACCCUCCUGAAGUUGAAUCCCUAAGGACCAUAUCCAAGUUCAGACAGAGAGAGAGGAAAUUUCGUCGUCGCUUGUGUACUUCUUCUUUAAAACGUGAAAUUAGGCAUUUUCACGUCGUAGUGGUGCAGCGACGGCAAAGAAAUGUACAAAAAAGCGUGAUGCAAGUGGAAAAUUGUUGUUUUGGUUAUUAAACCUAUUGCUUUUUUGACGUUCUCGUUGCCGUGGCCGUCGUCGGAUCUUAAGGUCCCUACUAACCGUAAGCUCAGACGUAAGAUUACUGGACAAUAACCUGCGAGCAAGGUCUCCAUUUCCUUUCGCUUGCCGUUCGCGUGCCACUUCUCGUGAUAUGCUUGUCGCCAGGGUAGUUCCCGCAGAACAGACCGGCGCUCUUGCAACUGAGCCCCUUGUGCUGAGAUUACUGGGCAGCGGUGAUGACUAACAUGUGGAAGAUUCAUCUCAAAGUGUGUUUGUAAGAUGAACGUAAAAUGAUUACCAGAUGUAUAAAAAGGUGAUCAAUUAAUUCGAAAAAAUAAAAGACUAUUGUUCCUUAACCUUGUCGUAGUUGUCACAGUGGUGUAGCCAAAUUCCAUGGAAGUUUUGUUUUCAACAGAAAGCGUAACAUUGUUGAACUUGAAAUAAAGCAGGACAUGUCUCGUGGGACAGCUAAAUAUGUGGUAAGAGCACAGGUUUCCCAAGCUUGGUUAAUAAAAUACUGUAUCCUAGAAAACCUAGUACAAGAAGCGAUUUGUAGAAUUUGUAUGGGAAAAUUCACUGUCACUUUUCAAACUAUAUAAUAAUAAAUAGUUAUUUAUUUGGUGCUUCAUGAUUUCUAUAUCCAUGCCAUUAAUAGAACAGAAAACCAGCAGGCAGAACAUGCCAAGAAAUCUAGUUACCUGUGUAACAAUGGUAUCCGUGCGCUAAACUUAAUUAAAAUGUCAUUAGUUGCUCAUCGACGCAAUUUUCCCAUCCUUAGGCAUGAAUGUUUUGCACUCAUACUGAAUGUGUUUCACUGACAACCCAGAGUCGCACCAGGGCCUUUCGUGCCACUACACUACUACACCAAACUGCCAAAAAACUGUCUUUCAUAACUGAUACAUUUACAAUAUUCAUAGUAGGCUAACCUAGCCCUUGCCAAACUUUUAACGUAAAUCUAACUGCGGCUUCGACUUCGUUAUUUAUAACAGGAAGGAUUAUUACAUUGUGGUUAAGGCGCGACCCUCUGUGAGGGAGGUUUCUUGUUCGGUUCCAAGCUGUGAACUCGUGGUCUUCUUUCUAUUCUGUGUAGCUUUAAGUAGCUUUAAAUGCCCGUAAAACAGAGCACUGAUGGACAGAGGGGGGUAAAAUGACAUGAAAAUGAGCUCACCGUCUGCCUUAGGUUUGUUAGGGCCUGUUUACCUGAAGUUGGGGUACCCCAGAUUGGUGAGGUAACAUUGUGGCGGGUCACCCCACCUAUCAUGUAAACGUAAUCAAAUUAAAAUGAGAGAUAAUAUGGACAGGCGGGUUACCCCACCUAAGUGGGCUACCUCACCUACGUGGGGUCCCCCAACUCCAUGUAAACAGACCCUUAGUCAGAUGACUAUUCUGAGCUGCCGACGUAAAAGAACGACUCUUUACCUUCUUUACCUUUGCCUUUAAAGACUAUUUUGAAAUGUACUCUGCUUUUAUGUAUUACAUACUCCAUUACUGAUAAAUUGGUUACUAAUGAUGGUAUCACUUGUUUUCGAAAGAUAUAGGUCUCACUGAUUAUACCUACAUGGGUGGCUAACUGCAUAAUGUUUACUUACACUGAUUGCUUUCUGGAUAAUGUUUUACUUAAUCUGCUUUCAGGGUCCCCUAACAGUCUGUGUACAGGAGCUGGAUGGAUCGUUUAAUCACACCGUGCAGAUUGAAGAUGUCUACAGCCGCCAUGAGCUUCCCUGCCAUUCCAAGAGUCGCAGGUUAGUUAUCAAAAACCAAAGCAAAUAUAGAAAAAUUACAAGAAAGGUGGGCUUUUUGUACAAGAAAACUGCAAACUGAAGUGUUCUGGUAGUUAUAGUAAAAUGACGUCGUCUUGCAAUUGUCCUAUUGCGACGGCUACACUCGCAUGUUGCAUGUGAAUAGACUAUAUUUUCGACAUAUUGAAACUGAUACUUGGCUGUGAGGCUUGGGGGAAUAAAACAAAAGAAAUCAUCUGUAAGCUCAAUAAUGAAUCAUACAUUUCUUUUGUUUUAUUCCUUUAAGCCUCGGAGCCAAGUAUCAAUUUUAAAAUAUCGAAAAUAGUCUAUUCACCCUAUACUCUUAAUUAUUAUCUUGCUCAGUCUUAAUCUGCUGGUGAUGCUAAUUUUGUAAUCGUGUAGCUGAUUGAGUAUAAAGUGAUCGAUUGUGCCUUCUACGUGACAAUGUGUCAUUUUUUUCAAUAAAUGGUGGCAUAAAUCAAAUGAUGUUUGGUUCUCGAAUUUUAAAAGGAAUAAGAAAAAGAAGAUUCCUCUAAUGACGGGAGAAGAAGUGGACAUUAACCUUGAUGCAAUGGAGUAAGUACCAACUAUAUUCGCCCUAUUAAAAAAAAACGUAGUUAUUUCAGCCAAUCACAGCAGAUACUAGAAAACAGACCAACCAAUCAGAACUCGGUGUUGUAGUGAGUGCGUUGAAAAGCGCGGGAAACUAGUAAUCAGAACUUAUUUAAUACAGGUUUAUAGUUGGAAAAUAGCUCAGAUGUUUUCUUUUUUAAUCCUUUUAUAGAAAUAUUGAUUUUUAUAUUUCAAACAAUAUGAAUUUUCCACAAUAGCACGUCACAAGUGACCUGUGAACACGUUUAUAUAUUGGAACAUGAAAGAAAGUGUAUAAGGGACAUUACGAACGUUAGACUAUAAAUUGACUUUGCGUACGCGGGGAAAAGGCCAACUAAUUGAUCAAAGAUUUGUGGAUUAACUUUAAAACACUAAUCGAUUAUAUUUUGAUGUUGCCACAGCUCUGAUUCGCCAGUCUUGUGGGUUCGUAUUGAUCCUGAGGUGACAUGGCUUCGACAUGUAACCUUUGAACAGCCUGACUACAUGUGGCAGUACCAACUUAGACACGAAAGAGAUGUUAUUGCACAGUGUGAGGUACAAGAAUUUACUGAACCAUUGUUAAUAGUCUCGGCUCUUGGCGGAUAAAAACGUACAUGCGAUCCACGGUUCUAUCAUCCUCAGCCCUCUUAGACUCCUCUUGUUCGCGUACAGUAUAGAGAGAUACCCAUUGACUGCGAAAGAGUAAUCGACGUUUGUCACUGAAAAAAGCCAAGAAGCUGCAAGAAGACUUAUGUGGGCCCACAAUGUAAACUACUGGGUUUACCAGUGAUUUUGACAGCCAUUACAGCUUUAUUUAUUUAUUUAUUUAAGACUUGCAUUUUAGGGACCGAUAGUAGAUAAUUGACACCGACGCGUAGAUUUUCUUCCUAGACCUCCUAGUGUUGAUUAUGGCAUUCUAUUUCGGAAAAUGUUCUAUAAAAAAUGUGCACUUGUACAGGGUCGAGUCAACGAUAAAUUUUGAAAGUUAUUAUUCCCAUCAGACUUUGGCAAAAAAGUUGAUAUCAGGAAAGUUGUUGUUUUGAAUCAUUUAAACACGACUAUUUUAUGAAGCCUUUUAUCGAUGCACUAAAUAUUUAUUUUUUUCUUUAGAUGUCCGGAUUGUAUUUUAAUUAUUAUAGCUGUUGUUAACAGUCCUCAUUAGGGCAGUGCUGUUAGUUUUUUUUAUAUGUGAUCAAAAGAACAUUUAUAAUAGCAACGAACUCUGGCCGGAGACAGGAUAAAUGACAUGAUUGUGUGGUUGAAUGAGGUUCAUUGUUAGGGCUUAUCAGAUAACAGAGCGAGUGGGUAUUUUCCCAGCAGAGCAAUUCUGUGACUUCCUGGGCGUAAACGAAAAAAAAAAGGCUUGGCUACGCCCCUGAUUGCUAAACUAAGCAAACUAAGGAACUUGUUUCUUAAAAUCAUAGGCUAUUGCUGCACUAGAGAAAUUUCCCACUCAGGCAACCAGACAGGCUCUAAUAGAUAUCAUCAACCAAAACGAGUGUUUCUUCAGAGUAAGGCUCCAAGCAUGUUUUUGCCUUGCUAAGGUGAGUGUGUCAGUCAUGAAAAAAGAAAAUGAGUUAACCUGGAAACAACAAAAUUAAUGUUAAGACUGUAAUGAUUUAGAUUAAGAAGGAAACCGAUGGCUGGUGUGGUAUCGGCUUAAAAAGGCCUUUUUAAAAAAUACCAUAAUACUCUUUGUUUUCUCUCUAAAACUUUGCAUAAGCAUUGUCUACAAUUUCUCUCAGUUUGGACUUACAAUUGGGCGAAGAGAAGCUGAAAGCAAUGCGUAUAUACCAAAUGUUGGAGGGAAAACAUAGAGUUUAGAGUUUUAUGGUACUUUUGAAAAAGGCCUGUAAACAAAUUCCACAGAUUUGAGGGUAGAGUUUAUUUUCUCUCCUUAAAAUCUUGAUUGGGUGAGUGGGAAGAACUUGUGCCACGAAACGAGUCUAUUCUCUAAUCUGUUACGCAUGCGCAAGGAUUAAAUAUACGUGCUGUAGCUCUGAUUGGUUGAAUGAUUCCCCGCCCGUCAGUGAAACUGCACGACGAACCUGUGUUAACCAAUCUUUUUUUGUGGCAGAAGUUUCCCUCGUGUGCUCGGCCAGUGGGUGAUGCUCGAUAUACUAAGUCAAUAUAAUAUAAUAUAUUCACUAUUGUCUCGUUCUGGCCCCGGUUGCUCAAAUGUUGGAUAGUGCUAUCCAUCAGAUAAAUCACUAUCGAGGGAAACCGAUUACGCUAUCCAUUGGAUAGAGAUUUACCCAUUGGAAAGCGUUAUCCACCUUACGAACAACUAGGGCCUGUUGUGUGAAGUUUAUUGCGUUAUUGUGUAAGGGCUAGGGAUCAUUGCUGUGCUCUUUAUGGCAUGACUCGAGACUUAAUAUUCACUUGGUGUAUCGUGCAUUAGCCCCUAUAGGGCGAUGAAAACACCUCAGCUCGUAGACUGCAGAAUUGUUAACUGAAUUUCGUUUAGCUUAAAAAAUAUCUCCUAAACUUUCCCUGAUACAUGUAUUCUAUUGCUGGUUUGCUCGUGACGUCACGGCGGCCAUGUUGGAGGUCAAGAACAAAAGUAUCUUUCUUUUUGGGAACUAAACUCCAUUUUCAUGUAAAUUCUUCGAGAAAAAUUUUAUUGUAUUGACCUCCAACAUGGCCGCCUUGUCACGUGGUUGCAAACCAAGAAUUCCAGCAAAUUAUGUAGUUGUUUAAGAUAUUUGUAAUUGCAUUUGACGUUCUUUUAUGUUCUGUACAAUUGACACAGAUUGCUACAGCUUGUGCGUCCAGCUGGAACGGUCACACAACCAUGAUCGGUAUUUUCAGAAAUAUGUUUGGAUCACAGUCCUGUCCACACAUUGUCAAGUACAACGACUUCUCAAACUUCAUCACCUACUUUAUACAAAAGGUUUGUUUAACAGGGGCGUAAAAAAGAUGAGCCGUGUAAAAAGGUACUUUCAGUUAUGAAGAAGACAAUGUUGAAAGGAAUAAAUUAUACCAAACACUUGUGCAAGAGGUGAGCCCCAUGCAUCUUGUUCGCGUACAGUAUAGAGAGAUACCCAUUGACUGCGAAAGAGUAAUCGACGUUUGUCACUGAAAAAAGCCAAGAAGCUGCAAGAAGACUUAUGUGGGCCCACAAUGUAAACUACUGGGUUUACCAGUAAUUUUGACAGCCAUUACAGCUUUAUCUAUUUAUUUAUUUAUUUAUUUAUUUAUUUAUUUGAGACUUGCAUUUUAGGGACCGUUAGUAGAUAAUUUACACCGACGCGUAGAUUUUCUUCCUAGACCUGCUAGUGUUGAUUAUGGCAUUCUAUUUCGGAAAAUGUUCUAUAAAAAAUGUGCACUUGUACAGGGUCGAGUCAACGAUAAAUUUUGAAAGUUAUUAUUCACGUCAGACUUUAGCAAAAAAGUUGAUAUCAGGAAAAUUGAUGUUUUGAAUCAUUUUAAACACAACUAUUUUAUGAAGCCUUUUAUCGAUGCGCUAAAUAUUUAUUUUGUUCUUUAGAUGUCCGGAUUGUCUUUUAAUUAUCAUAGCUAUUGUUAACAGUCCUCAUUACUGCGGUGCUGUUAUUUUUGUUUUAUUUGUGAUCAAAAGAACAUUUAUUAUAGCAGUGAACUCUGGCCGGAGACACGUGAUAUGACAUGAUUGGGUGGAUGAAUGGGGUUCAUUGUUAGGGCUUAUCAGAUAACAGAUAGACUGCGAGCAGCCUCUCUUUUUCUUCAGAUAAUUUGCGUGUCUCGGGCGAUUUGCUCGACGGACCAAGAAAAUAGAGAGACUGCUCGUAGUCUAGAUAACAGAGCGAGUAGGUAUUUUCCCAGCAGAGCAAUUCUGUGACUUCCUGGGCGUAAACGAAAAAAAAAAGGCUUGGCUACACCCCUGAUUGCUAAACUAAGCAAACUAAGGAACUUGUUUCUUAAAAUCAUAGGCUAUUGCUGCACUAGAGAAAUUUCCCACUCAGGCAACCAGACAAGCUCUAAUAGAUAUCAUCAACCAAAACGAGUGUUUCUUCAGAGUAAGGCUCCAAGCAUGUUUUUGCCUUGCUAAGGUGAGUGUGUCAGUCAUGAAAAAAGGAAAUGAGUUAACCUGGAAACAACAAAAUUAAUGUUAAGACUGUAAUGAUUUAGAUUAAGAAGGAAACCGAUGGCUGGUGUGGUAUCGGCUUAAAAAGGCCUUUUUAAAAAAUACCAUAAUACUCUUUGUUUUUGGCCCUACUGUUGGUGGUGCUGGUGUCGGUAAUAUUGAUGGUCAUACAUAGACACUGAUAUAUGUAGAUCUUGAAACUAUGCCGAGGUCUUCCUCUUUUAAAAAAUUAUCAAGUAAAAAUUCUUGCAUUUGGUUGAUCCACACUUUGUUAAUAAAUCAUAUUUUGUCCACGUAGACGCUGCCUGUUGCUAUCGCCACUGUUAGAAAUGUGCAUUCUCAGUGCCCACGCGAAGUGCUACAGUUCAUCUUGGAUUUAAUCAAAUACAAUGACAACAGGCUUAAUAAGGUAUUGUUUAUAAAUAUGCUGUAUUCAAUCCCCACCCCCCGCGCAACCCAUACCCAGCGACCUUUGUUAGAAAUGAUAAAAUUGUCCAAAACUAAACAACUACAUUUAGCAAAGAAGUUUGCACUGUUAAGCGUAGCUGUCCCCUUUUCAGCUACAAACCGGAAAGAGAACUGAAACAAAUGUGGAUAAUUAGUUAUUUUUCUGUUUUUUUUUUUUUUCAAUACCUGGCUCAACGAACUCCACAAAAUUUCCUUAAGCUACACCCACGAAGAACGUUGAAAUGAACCCACGAUUUCAUUUGAACUAUAGACAAAGAAUCAUACACUGAACGGGAAGAAAAAAGAACCUCGCGGCCAUUAUGGUUGAUUCCAACGUCAAUUAACCACUCUCAUAACCUUUUAGUACACAGACAGUCAUUAUCGAAGCGCUCUCAUUGACGCACUAGCCAAUACUGUCACACCUGGUGUUUCCAUGGUAACCACUAAUAGGUAUGUAUUGGCUCAAUGUUGAAUGAAUGAUUAUCAUUGUCACCAGUAUUGGCCAUUUUGUGGGACACUGGGUCGGUAUUGUGUCCAAAUGCACUAUGGGGCUGUUUUGGUGACGUCAUCCUUUUUACAUUUGUGAUAACAAAUCAGUUUGCCCUGGAAAUUGGGUCAAGCCUGUGUUUCAAAGCGACGCGCUAAGUGCGAAAUAUGAUUUUCUAUUUUUGUGCAACUUAAACUCAUUUCCCCAAGAAAGGUUUUGCACUUAGACUCGUUUUGAAACUGAGAGUUUUUGGAACUCGAAAAUGGUCUAUUCGUCCCACAGUCCAAAGUCCAAAAGUGCAGGUUUAACACAACACCGACGCAACCUUUGCACAUUCUUCAUGAGUUUAUCCACCCAAUUCUCAAGAUUCAACAUUGAAUCUUAACCUGACGUCUCAAUAUACUAACUUAUAAUGUCUGUUUAUUAUCAGUGAAGGCAAACCAGUGGUCAAGUUAACAGAGGAAACUCAGCUCAUCCUAGGUGAAGUUACUCGGCAGCUGAACUUAGAGAAGCUGCUUCCUACCUACCGAUAUGUUCUAUCUGUAAGGUGAGUUUGGAUCUGAACCUUACAUCUACAGCGCAGCCAUCAACUUUUAGAGAAACUUCUUGGUCAAAAUGUCCCUUUGAUGGUCCUCUAUUACACUGUACUAACUUCUAAACCAUCUGACCAAGUCUGAAAGCCAGCCCUUGGGUAUUAAGAUAAUUUUACUUUUUGCAACGACGAUUGAUUGAUUGAUUGAUUCACUUUUAUUUGAAUACGGUAAUUUCAUAAGUUACGCAACUUCUUUACAUGAAAUGAAAAAAUCUUAUUGAAACAGAAUGAAUACUGAGUACUGUAAAUACUUUAAAAAUCUUAAUCAAUAAGUACAGACGAUAAGAGUUACUCAAUAGUUUGCUUGCCUGCUGGCCAGUUUUCUUUUGAAAUAGCUUUGAAUUCGGAUGCCUUUAUCUCGGUUGGUAAUGAAUUCCACAGUAUUCCUCCUCUAUAUGAAAACGACCCUUUAAAAUAUUCUGUUUUUGACCCAGAGCAACAUUAUUCUCUGGGGUUCUUAGCUUAGACUUAUAAGGGUUAUUCUCACACGCAUUUUAGAAAAAAUCCCUUAAUUAACUAGGCACAUUUCAAUUAACUGUAUCAUACAUCAAUACGCUUAAACCCCUUUGCUGUAUUGAAACAAGCUCUUCCCAGUCUAAUUGUCAUCUAAUUUCUACUGAACGCACAUCGUAACCUUGGAAAGUUAUUAUGCGUGCACGAUUUUGUAAUCUCUGAAGUUGCGAACCGUCCCGACUUUAAAAUUCGCUACAGAGAGGUGCUACUACGGCGACAUGAGGUCAAAAUAACUUCCGGUGACGUCACCACCUUAGUAGCAACACGGAUUUCCCGACAAAGUUCGUGAGUAUCAACUGACAUUUUGUCGUACCAGAAAGCAAGGCUCAACCCUUUGGAAAGCCUUGCUGCAGUUUGGGUGGUGACAUCAACGCAAGUGAGUUAAAGGGACCUUGAGCGACGAUGACGGCGAGGGCAGCGAGAAUGGCAAAAAAGCUAUAGGUUUAGAUUGGCUAAAAAACAACUUUGCACGUGCAUCACGCUUUUUUGUACAUUUCUUUGCUGUCGCUGCACGACUACAAUGAGAAAGUGCCUCAUUUCACGUUUUGUCGAGAACGUGAACAGAAGACGACUUUCUUUUUCUUUUCCUGAACUUUAAUACAGUUUUUUAGAAUUCAGCUCCAGAAACGUUUGCCAACAUUUGGCGAAUUGGACGAGUGGGAAUAAGCGCGAUAAAGUUUGAUGUAGCGCGACUUCACUUUUUAAGUGAGUUUUUUGCAGCCGUCGCCGUCGUUGUUGCUUAAGCACCCUUUUGACGUCAUGUCGCCGAAGUAGCAGCUCUCCGUAGCGAAUCUUUAAGUCUCUAUUUUCUUUACUUUCCUGUGGUGCUUUUAGCACGCUACAGGCACUGUGUGAUUUUAUGUUAGGUCCAAUUAUAUCGCGAACCACGUUGAAAUUCGGCCUGAUUCAAGGCUAAUAAGGCCAAACGACCCAGGAUUGAAUCGUUCACCAUUUGUUGUUACAAAAGGAAAUCAAGAUAAAUGAUAGGCUUGGUUUCAGCCAUUCCCUCCGAUCCGAUCCCUCGGGUCCGGUCCCUCGGGUUCGGUCUUUAGUGGGCCAAUUUCCCGAAUAGCGGCUGGUAAUCGAGCUAUAAAAAUGAUUAUUGCGGUUUUACUUGUUCGUAGAAAAAAAAGCAAACUCGCCCAAACGUGCGCUUAUUAUAAUAAAUAAUUGAUGAAUACAGGGGACUGUUAAGAACUAACCCCGUCUUCUUCCUUGUGACUAAGAGAAGCCAUUGUAAUAUUUUCAGUUGUCUGAAGGCUCUAAGAGUGUUACAAGUCAACAGUCACGUGCCUCCUGACCCUGCUGCUUUUGAAUACUACGCUAGGUGAGUACUAAGCUCUGAGAAUUUAUCUGAUUCAAAAAACAUAUUUAUUUGGAAUUUUCGUGUUCGUACAUACAAUGUCCGUGGUAACGAGACUGGCUUGUCCCUGUCGCGGCCCCACCCUUCUUUGCUCUUCCGCAGCGCGCGUGGUGACUUUACAAGAUGUAUUACCAAACGUUCACAGAGUUAGUUUUGGAUGCGUGUGCAAGGAUAUACUGUAUACUAGGUGAUGGCGCUUUCUCUUCUCCGUCGUUUCCAUUAACGAUACCUGGCAAGUAGUAUAGGGCGCACUGAAUUAUCCGUUUUGCGUGGGAAUAUUUUUUACGUGCGGGGGAAUACAUUAACGCUAAUGACAUCAUUGCCUUUUGUCUUUAUGUCAUGAAUAAAAUGCGGGAGAAUCUGAUUAAGAUAAGGUCAUGUGUUAUUUUUAGGUGGACUAACCAGUUAGACAGUUUUUCUAGUUAUUUCCAGUUUGAUAAUGAAACAAAUACUUUAAAUGGACAAUGACAAAACAUGGUUAAGAAUCCCAACUGGUAGGAGGCGGACCAGUAGGCCAUUUUACAAGUGUGGCGGAGGAUUUGAACUCGGGGCUACCGAAAACAAAUCCAGCUAGCGGUCAGGGCGGGACUUGAACUCGGGGCCUGAAAAUUAAAAGUCCAGUUUUUUUAAAAGCUCGGCCACGCUGCCACCGCUGACCUCCCAACUCAACAAAACUUAUUAUUUAGUUCAAUUUCCACGGCUAUAAAAGCAUUUUAAGGAAGCUCAUGUUAGCGACUUGGUGUCUUUCAACGACUGUCGGCGGAAAACAUAGUCCAAAGAAGUUUUUGUGAUGAAAUAAUUAGUUGAAUAACCCUUGUUUGAUGGAUGAUCAGUUUUUUGUGAGUUAUUAUUCUGUUUAUAGAAACUGAUUGAUUUUUCGAUUUUAGCUUGGGUCACUUUGAAGAUGUACGUCUCGCAGCCAUUGAUUGCCUUGUUGACCUCACCAAAAGUAUGUAUUGGAAUAUUAAGCUUUUAUUUCUCUUUUUAUGUCGAAUGCUUAUGUUUCUUUGUGUUUAGACACUGGUUUCUUGAAGUUGUUGAUGGUAAAAAUUACUCCUAAUUGAACUCCGAUUGAUUGUUUAAAUUGUUUUAUACAUAUUAGACCGGUUGAAACAUUGCAACCAGUUACAAGCGAAUAUAUGGGUUUUUCACCACGUACAAAACGUUUCCGGAAAAUCCGGUUGCAAAAUAAAUAGAACACGACUUUUCAGGUCUUUUGAGUGGAAAAUUUCCGGGAAUGCCGGAACGGCGGAAAAGUUAGUCCUGUUUUUCCGGUCAGAAUUUUCCAAAUAGAAAUUCGGACUGUUCACCACUUACAAAAAGUUUCCGGAAAAUACGGUUACAAAGUUAAAGGCACACGACUUUUCGGUUCGUUCCAGCCGAACAUCAAAGCCAUCUUUGAUACAAGUUUCAAGCUUUCGUAGCCGUUUUUCGGUGAAUGGAACCGAUUUGUGCAAAUGGUACACGCGAUUCGGGGACGCCGAAAUUUACCAGUCUUGAAUUUUGCGUACCAUUUGCCCAUACCGUGAACCGACCGGUUUUUCCACGUGUUCAAUAGUAAACAACCAUGUUGUUAUUUUUUUUCAGCUGAAAACCUUGAGCGAGGAAUGAACUACUUGAUGGGAUUAAUUGAAAAUGACCCUGUCCCUUUUAUCAGGCAAGUUACUUUAGUCUAAACUUCUCCAUUUUCACAUUAUAAGCGAUUUUUAUGAACUAGGCUUAACUUUAUAUAGAGAAUGAAGCGGUUGUUGAGGGUCAAGAAAUAAAAAAAAAAUGAACCAAUGAGAACUCGGAGUGAAGAUUUGCAUCCGGUGCUAAGCGCGGGAAAAAUGAUGUGAUCAAGUUAAUUGGUUGAGAAAAAUGUCGCGAGAUUUUUCAGCCAAUCACAGAGCGAACAAUACUAUGAAAAACAUGGGCUCUUUCCAUUCAACCAAAAUCAUUUUCCAAAAUUAAAAUUUCCAAAAAAGGGGACAACCUCGCGAGGUAUACCCAAAUUUUCGAAAUUUUUUCCUCAGAAGUUCUCUUUCCAUUUAACUUUGCUUCCGGAAUUUCUAGAAUUUUCGGUUGAAUGGUUGGCAUUUCGGAAAUUUAACAGCUUUCGGAACUUCUGGAAACUUUUCCGGGAAUUUUCUGUACCAUUUGCCACUGUUUUCAAAUUUUGGAAAGUUUUGGUUGAAUGGAAAGCGCUCCAUAUGAAGGAAAUAAAUAAGUAGGUAGACCUCAAAAUUAUUUGUCUUUGCAGGCAUUAUACGCUGUGUUCACUAACAAAAAAUCCUCCAUUCUCAAAGAAGGCCGAGUCCCGUCUAAACAGCUUAGAUCUAGUGGAGUGCUUAUGGAAGUUAAUCAAGUAAGUUGUCAUAUGUCUCAUUUACUUUCUCUUGGAUGUGUUCCCUUUUCUCAACAGAAUUACGAAAGUUAAAUGCGGUCAUGAAGAGAGAUUUAAAAACGUUGUCAUUUCGGGCACCUUCACUUUACUAGAAAGGACUGAAUUUAACUCUCUUAAUUUAGUUCUCAAACAAGUUUUCUUGUUGCAUUGCCACAGGCUCUUUAAUCGAGAGCUAUAUCCUUGUUACGCUUUUUUCGACUGUUUGGUUAAAUACUCUUUGAAGACGUAACGGGGUCUCGGCAUGUAUUUCCUUCGUUAUUUUAUGAUCAUUAGUACAUCACUUGUCUUUUCACCGAGAAGAAAGACUGAAUGGGAAAGUUCUUUUUUGUUAUUUUCUCGUUACCGAAGUUUGGCCCUUGUUUUUGUGUGUUGUUUGUUUGUUUGUUUCACAAAAUAUGCGUGCAUGCAUGUGAAUAUGACGAAGGUAUGACCUUUCACCUUGUAAUCCUAUGUAUAACCUGCAUCGUGGCAGGCGUUAAAAAGGGAACGGGGAGGGGGAAGGGGAAUUUAGGCUCGCGAGAGCCUUGCGCCUAUGCCCUGCCACACUGUCUUUUGUAUGUACGAAUAGCGAUAAGCUUGUUUAUUUACAAUAAUAUCCUUUGUUUUUUAGUUCCAGCUCCUCUGUUGACGCUCGUUUGCGACGAGAUGGAGUGGAGUUAUAUAAUGCGUUAUGGGGUCGCCUCACUCCCAGCUGUGUUCCUCCGCAAGGAGUAAGUGUGUGUUUUCCCCUCUGUCUGAUAAUCAGGCGGCAAAGUGCGAAGUAUGAUCAUAGUUUCAACAUUACCAUGAACACCAGGACAAACCCAGGAUUCAAAACAAUUUUCUUUGGCUUGUUUUAAUGUAUUCUUUAAUCCUAACUUUAAGCCAGUUUUAAGCAGGCAUUGUUCCGGCGUUAUCAGGUUCGGUUUACUUUAAAGUAUAUGGAGAAAAUCUUGUGUGAGCACUCCGUAGCAAGGUCUUCGGUAGCUUAAGUUUUUUACAAACGUAAUUAACGUCGGCUUGUUUAUUCUUCAUUUCGCUCAUUCUUGGAAAAGGUCAGGGUAGAAAGAUGAAAACGAUACCGCACUUUGUUUAACCCUGAAAUGACAGUUGUUCUUCGACAGCUUUUAAAUUUCCCUUUUGUCCCCUUUUUUCCAUGUAACCACUAACCAGUGUAGCUGUAAGACGGGUGAGGGCUAACGGAAAACAUUAUCCAGUUUUAUAAAGUUCAGAUACAAAAGUUUUGUUCCCAAUUUCUUGUUCGAGUCUGCAGUCACACAUUAUACUAGCACCUAAAACUACUAUUGUCUGUUGUUCUUUUGUAGAUGGGAAUUGUAAUCGAUUUGAAGGAGCGCAAGAUAAUGAGCCUCUCUCCUCUUCCACCCCCUGCCUCUCCGGUGAGUGGAACAAACGUCACAAGGCUGUACUUACCUUAAGUCGAUUACAAAGAGUUUGAUGACGCUGAAAUAUGAAUUGUAAUUUAGACAAACUAUUAACGAUCUUUCUAGUUUGACUUUGCAAGUACGAAAAUGAAAAAAUUUUAAUCUUGGUGUUUUUGUUUGUUCCAGUCCGUUAGGACGGUUUUCACGGUAGAAUAAGCCCUUUAUUCAAGACCUUUUUGAACUCACUUUCUUCUGAGGCACUUUUAAUGAAGAUGUAGACCAUUGUUUUUUGCCUCUCCCAGUCAGCGGUGUGUUGACCAAGAUGGACGUCUAGUUUCGAGCUCCCACUAACUUUGGCAGUUUUUCAGUUUUUUUGACGGUUUUUAUUCAGUGAACACGACUGUGAACAUGUCUUAGUGAGCUUUGAUUUGAACCGUGUACGCACUACUCGCCUCGAAAAGCUUCUCUACAACCAGUUACAAAAAGGGUUUGGGACAUUGCAUGCAUGAAAUAAUUCUCCCGUUGUUUAGUUAGCAUUACAAGAUCGUAUUUAACAGGAGGGAGGAGAGAAAACCACUUGUGGUCGUAAUAAUUAUUUCUCUGUUGCAUAAAUAUUGCAUGUCAAUUUGUUACAGGGGUCGGUUAGUGGUGAAGAAUCUUCAACAUCAAAAAAGAGCCACAAGAGAAAGCACUCUCGAGCGGCGUCACCUGCAGGCUAGUAACAAAAUUCUUUCCAGCCUUUUUGUAUACACUCUGUAUCGUUUAGAAAUGUAAGUAAGUUGGUAGUUAUUCGCAGAGCCGACGGAACGCUGAAGUUUCGGUCGAUGUUAACAUAACUUUAUUAUUUAUAUAGCGCAAAGUACUUGGGUAUAUGGUCUAAUGCGCUGACGAUUGACGAUGCCGAGUUUUUUGUUUUUUGUUUUUUUUUUUCUAUUCGGCAGGGGCGUGUUUUUCUGAAAAUGAGAGUCAAUCUUUUUUAUAUGAGUUGGAACUAUAUAGCAUCAACCUUAACCCUAAAUAGAAGCUGUCCGUUUUUCGAGUCAGUUCUUAACCCUAAUCAGUAUUGAUCAGUGCUUAACCCUUAUCACUAUUCUCAGGGCUUAACCUUAAUCAGUAUUGAUAGUCAAUGCAGCCAUUGCCGAGAAUUAUGGAGAUGAGUAUUAACCAAUCAUCGCAUGGUUUGCUAUCAGUUUGGUAUGAAACAGAAGAGAACGCAAAUUCCCCAACACUACCUUGCGCGCUUGCUGAAAAAUUACCCGAGACCAUUGUGCGCGCCUAGUUUCAUCAAAUCGGGAACGCUUCUCAUACUACAAACACUUAUUUUCUUAUUUUCGACUUUUUUUUCAAUUCCUUACAUAUAUACACGGGGGGAAUUCUAUGAUGCCUCGUCGGGUUUUAGUCUCUGGGCCAAAACCCUGCGAGGGCUAUUGAGCAUGUGCUUUCAUUUCCUCUCUCUGUAUUUUUAACUUUUUUUAUUUUAUUUUUUUUUUCACUUGUUAUACUAGACCUUUGGAAUCCGGGAGAGCUGACUCAAUCCGAAUCCGGAGUAGAGCUGCCUGUCUUAAAGCCGUGCGGUUGUUCUUCGCUUACCCAGGCCUUCUCGGUCAAUGCAUUUCGGUGCCGUAUCCGAGGCGAACUUGCGGGAAACUCCUUCGCUCGGACCACGUGCCCCGAGACGCAUUGACCGCACAGGAUAGUGAGGCCUAGGGACUAGGAAACGCUUACCUCGUACACACACCCAUUAUAGUGUACUCAAUUUUAUUAUUAAUUUUUUUUCCACACAUAGACCUUAGUCAUUUGGAUUCUCAACCGGGAACGCCUAUGAGUGUUGAGUCAGCGAAUUCUGAAGCCAGCAAAGUUCGCCUCAAAAUUAAGGUAAAGUUGUCUCUAAGAUUCGCUACUUAAAUUUGUUCCAUGUUUUUAGGUUUGAGUUUGAAUAGGCAUCUUCCAAAAAGCUUAGACAACAGCUAUAUGUUUGACUCACUGUCGAUGGUCGAGUUUCUCCCAUGUCUGCCAUUUACAUAAAUUCUUUAGGUGUCACUUGAAACAGUCCAGCGUCCAGAGUCUAUGUGGGAAAAUAGAGUUGACUGUAUACGAAUUGAAUCUUAGAUUUCUUGUUAUUCACUUUAGAUUGGCGGUGAAGAGAGUGGUGCGGAAAGUGGAGGCGAAGUUCGAAUAAAACCCGACCCCGAUGGCGGCUCCAUCGAGCGUAAAAAACACAAGAAAAAGAAAAAGAAGAAUAAACACAAAGAUGACCGGGAGAAAAGGAAACUGAGCACGAGUAGCAGCAAUUAUGACUCACCGCUCAUGUUCGACACCAGUCUUCCGUAGGUUUGGUCGAUGAAAGGCGAGAUAAAAGUUGUAAUCAGACUUCUCUUGAUUCCAGCCUCGCCCCAAACGUAUGCAAUCCUUUUUAGGUACAAAGCGGAACGGAAGUAAAGUUUUGCGGUGAGCUGGUUAAUCGUUUUCUUGUGAAAUGAUUAGCACCCGUGUACUCAGCCGACCAAUAGUUUUCAUUAGGAUGACU
Messenger RNA from Porites evermanni, 25223 nucleotides. Lineage: Eukaryota; Metazoa; Cnidaria; Anthozoa; Scleractinia; Poritidae. The record is from the annotation of a GenBank genome assembly.